AUGGAGCUAUUUGCGUCCGCUUUCCCCGGCAUUGUGGCAGAGAGAGAAAACCCAGACCUACAGCAUGAGGUCGCAGCACAAAUCCUCCACAAACUCACAGAAGUAAAAACUUAUCUGGCGGGGGAAAUGACACGGAACACCAAAGAGGUAAAAUCAGAGAUACAGGCCUUGGGGGCCCAGACGGCAGAUCUGGAGCAACGUGUGGAAACCAUAGUUGAGGCCCAUAACGGAGUGGUGAUCCAUUCUGAAGCCAUGGCACACCAGAUAGACAGCCUCAAACUGAUAGUGGAGGAUUUAUUGAACUGCUCAAGACGCAACAACCUUGAGAGGCCUCCUCAAAACCCCCAAUGA
Molecule: messenger RNA, 351 nt
Organism: Pelobates cultripes (western spadefoot toad)
Lineage: Eukaryota; Metazoa; Chordata; Amphibia; Anura; Pelobatidae
Source: the annotation of a GenBank genome assembly